Messenger RNA from Lacerta agilis (Sand lizard), 2509 nucleotides. RefSeq names its product terminal uridylyl transferase 1, U6 snRNA-specific (gene TUT1). Gene Ontology annotation, cellular component: mitochondrion. Gene Ontology annotation, molecular function: RNA binding; zinc ion binding; poly(A) RNA polymerase activity. The transcript has 10 exons. The record is from RefSeq and is a predicted model, not a curated record. NCBI's taxonomy places the organism in Eukaryota, Metazoa, Chordata, Lepidosauria, Squamata, Lacertidae. The coding region runs from base 27 to 2387 and encodes 786 amino acids.
UUUAUUGGAAGAACCGGCCGCUGGCUAUGGGAGUGGCAAGCGCCGGAAUGGCGGAUUCGGGGCUGGGAGAUGUGGAGUCUCUGCCCCGCGGGGGCUUUCGGUGUCGCCUCUGCCAUGUGACGGUGGCCAAUAAGCCCAGCCUGGAUGACCACCUUCAUGGGAAGAAACACCAGCGCUUGGAAAACCUCCGCACUGUCCGGCAGGCCCAAGAGCUUCGCAGUGUGUUUGUCAGUGGUUUUCGGAAGGGGACACCAGCCUCUGAGCUGAGUGAUUAUUUCCAGUCCUAUGGGGAGGUAGCCAAUGUGGUGAUGGACAAGGAUAAGGGAGUCUAUGCGAUUGUGGAGCUACAGAAUGAGACAGUGCUGGAGAAAGUAUUGGCAGAGCCCCAGCACAGCCUGGGGGGUCAGAAGCUCCGUGUCAAGCCUCGAGAGAAGAAGGACUUCAAAUACACGCCCCCCAGGAAGCAGGGGUCAGCCAAACAAGGACAGCUGAGCCCCGAGAAGCUUUCACAAAAGUUGUGCCAAGCUGACAAUGUGGAUGCCCAGAUGUCUUUGAUGGUGCAGCUCUUUGAGUUCUCCGAGAACGAACGACGCCUGCGGGACUUGCUGGUCACUCUCUUCCAGGAGGUGUUCCUGGAGUUUUUCCCUGGUUCUGCUGUUCUCCCCUUUGGUUCCUCGGUGAAUGGCUUUGAUGUCUCUGGCUGCGACCUGGAUUUGUUCCUGGACCUCGAGAAGACAAAAAACUUCCAGGCCUCUGCCAAGCGGCCUAGCGGGCCACAGGCUGAGGACGGAACCAGCGUGGAGCUGGACUCGUGCUCGGAGGACUCGAUCCUGAGCGAUAUUGACUUGGCUUCUGCCACAGUGCCUGAAGUGCUGGAGUUGGUUGCCACCGUGAUGCGGAAGUGCGUUCCGGGAGUCCACAAUGUCCAGGCCGUGCUGACUGCCCGUCGGCCAGUUGUCAAGUUUUGGCACAAGGAAUCGGGCCUGCGUGGUGACAUCUCCAUAAACAACAAGCUGGCCAUCUGCAACACGCGCUUCCUGCAGCUUUGCACGGAGAUGGACGAGCGAGUGCGGCCUUUGGUCUACGUAGUGCGCUAUUGGGCAAAGCAGCAGGCGCUGGCAGGGAACCCAUUUGGCGGAGGCCCCCUCCUCAAUAACUAUGCCCUGACUCUGUUGGUGCUUUUCUUCCUGCAGACGCGCACCCCACCCAUCCUGCCAACGGUCGCCCACUUGAAGGAACUCUCAGUGGAAGAGGAACACACUGUGGUGGAUGGCUGGGACUGCAGCUUCCCCAAGGAUUCUGCACGGCUGGAGCCCAGCGGGAACAAGGAAGAUCUUUGCUCUCUCCUGUCCGAGUUCUUCCGCGUCUUCGAGGACUAUGACUUCGCUGGCUGCGUCAUCUCACUGUGGGAGGGCCGUCCACUGCCUCUGCCCAGCUUCCCGUCCUCCUCUGAAGCGGACAGCAGGCUCAAGCUGGGGCCCUUCAACCUCCAGGACCCCUUUGAGCAGAGCCACAACGUCGCCGCCAACGUCAACGAGAAGACGGCGCUGCGGUUCCAGCGCUGCUGUUGCAACGCAGCCAAGUACUGCCGCAGCCUGCAGUACCAGCGCAAGUCUAGCAAGGGCAAGAUCUGGGGGCUCGUCCGCCUGUUUCAGCCAGGCGCCACCGAGGCUCCGGUUGCUGAGAGCCUUGUCAUUGGCCUUCCCCUAACAAUGGCGGUGCUGCCCGCCCAAGCCCAUGAGCUUCUGGGCCAGGCUGGGGACUUCCAUCUGCUUUGGUUCCAGAAGGUCUGUGCUAGCGUAGCCUUUGUCUUAAGGGACGUGCUCAAAUGUAGCUGUGUGGAGAUGGGGCAGGGGCUUGGGGAGGAGCAGGAUGUCGCUGAGGUGAAACAGGAAGAGGAGGAGUUAGAAGCAAAGACUCAGCAGCUGUCAGUAGGGUCCAAGCGUCCUCUAGACGAGGGAGGGAGCAUUGUCUCUUCGCCCGCUAAAAGGCUGCGGGUUGAUGAUUUGCUCCCUGGUGAGGAGAGCAUGACCUGGAACUGCGCCGCCUGGCACCGCAUGUGGCUGGGCCGCCGCCGCAUCCGGCGGCAGCUUCAAGGGCCGGAGCCCGAUCCCCAGCACCAAAAGGCCAGCUCCUUGGAGCUGGAAGCAAAAGUGUCCGAGGCCAUUUCCCAGCAGGAGCAGGAAGCAAGGCCCACAGACCCUCUCUUCCAGUUCAGAGUUUGUGCCCAGGCCAGCAGGGGUGGCACUUCCCGCGAGCAAGACACACGCAUCAGCCUGAGAUUCUCGACAGACCCUGAGCAAGCGUCCGUCUUCCAGGAAUUCUUCCACUUCCUGCAAGGUUUUUUGCCCCGAAUGGUGGAGCAGCACCUGGUUAGCAAGGCCUGAGUCCCCCGAGAGAGGGCAUCAAGCUAUGUAUUCGUGAACAGUUACAGAUUUGUUUGUAUUUAUUUUUGCAUAUUUUUCUUACUGCCAAUGCGAAUAUGAAAACAUGGCCAAACCCUUUUCCA